Schistocerca serialis cubense is the source of this 444-nucleotide messenger RNA. RefSeq lists its product as uncharacterized. The record is from RefSeq and is a predicted model, not a curated record. The transcript is spliced from 2 exons. NCBI's taxonomy places the organism in Eukaryota, Metazoa, Arthropoda, Insecta, Orthoptera, Acrididae. The coding region runs from base 1 to 444 and encodes 147 amino acids.
AUGGAGAGCGGCUGCGGCUCCGGGUCCGCGCGCCACUACGUCGACCCCUGGGACGUGGCCAGCUACGAGUUCCUGCUGGGCGCGCCCUCCACCGACAGCUCCGACUUCUACUUCGUCUCGCCGCAUCAGCACCAACUCUGCAGGAGCGACGGCGAGGACGGGCAGCGGGCGUGGUCGCCGAGCAGCCGCACCCCCGAGCUGGCGGCCAGCCUGGAGGAGGCGCACUUCUGCAACGGCCGCCUCUCGUGGCGCCGCGUGCGCUCCACGCCCCCGCACUCGCAGCCGCACGCGCUACCCCUGUCGCUGUCGCAGCCACCCUCCGCCUCCGGCUCAGACUCUGGAUCUCCACUCACAGGUGACGAACCGUCCAUACCACUUACACCAUUACCUUCUCUUGACAACAUGGAUCCCACUCUGACAUAUGGACAAUUCAACACACAGUAA